Caenorhabditis bovis is the source of this 720-nucleotide messenger RNA. Lineage: Eukaryota; Metazoa; Nematoda; Chromadorea; Rhabditida; Rhabditidae. The record is from the annotation of a GenBank genome assembly.
AUGUCGCUGUCGUCUAGCGUCAUGCUCCAAGCCUCACGGCUUUCUGGAUUGGUUCUAAAGCGAGGUGGAGCCACUGGUUUAAUGGUUCAUCGUGACACUAAAGAGAAUAACUUGAAUGUCAAAUUCAAGUUUACUCCAGAGAAUGAAAAGAGAAUUGAAGCAAUCCUGGCAAUUUAUCCCGAAGGACAUAAGGCUGGAGCAUUGAUUCCUCUUUUGGAUUUGGCCCAACGCCAACACGGAUGGUUACCGAUUUCGGCAAUGCACGAAGUCGCGAGAAUUCUCAAGGUUCCACGAAUGAGAGCAUAUGAAGUGUCAACUUUCUACACCAUGUUCAAUAGGCAACCGGUCGGAAAAUAUUUCCUCCAAGUUUGCGCAACAACCCCUUGCAUGCUCCGUGGAGCUGAAACGAUUACCGAAACGAUCGAAAAGAAAUUGGGUAUUCAUGCCGGUGAGACAACUAAGGAUGGGCUUUUUACACUCGCUGAGGUUGAAUGUCUUGGAGCUUGUGUUAAUGCUCCAAUGAUUCAAAUAAACGACGACUAUUACGAGGAUCUAACUCCAAAAGACGUUGGUGAGAUUUUGGACGAGUUGAAAGCCGGAAAGAAGCCAUUGGCUGGUCCAAGAUCUGGAAGAUUGGCUGCCGAGCCAUUCGGUGAGCUGACAUCACUCAAAGAGCCACCAACCGGACCAGGAUAUGGUCUUCAAGACGCAUUGAAGUAA